AUGUCCGAACCUAAUUCAACGUCCCGAACCUCCGCCUACCUCGACGCGCUCUCUCAGGCGAUCCACAAGAAGCUUCAGAAGGCGCUGGCAAAUUCCUCGCAGAGGCGUAAUUUGUUGCAGGAGCUGUUUGCGGACAUAGCUUUAGAAGUCGAUGACCGAGCCAAAGAUGUAAUUCUCAACAAGGAAGAAGAUGGCAUCUCUCCCGCCGAGGAUAUUAAUGAUGGUCCUAUAUGCUUCUACGACGUGCUUGCUGAUUAUUUUGUGCGAGUUUCUGAGAGCGGAAAACCUAUCCUUGACUUGAUCGUUCAACUUUGGAGCCAAUCGUUUGCUUCACAUAUCUUUGCCCUCCUGUUUCACAAAUGGUGGACCUCGCAUCAUUCAAGUCUAUACUAUGGUUGCCUGUCAACUGAUGGAUAUGAUCAUUUCCUGGAGAUCGGUGAUAAACAUCCCCUCGUAGCCAAGGUGAUUAGAAAGAGCGUUCAAGCUGAUUUGAGAGUCGAGAGAGUCGACAGUGUGGAUGGAUCGUUGAGGGGUUUCCUCUGCUGUAAUAAGAAGUCGAUAUCCAUAUUUGCAAAGCAAACCCAAGUUCCUAGUUUUGAUGAAUCACUGUUUCAUCUUGACAAUCCAGAAGUGCUCCUCCGGUAUUCAGCUGCUUUGGUUCAAGGUGCCACUAAUGUUUUCUGGAUUGACAUUCAAACUAAUACAAGGCGAUUCCAGUCUUUAUUCUGUUACCUUUUGCAAGAUGUUGCAUUGGACCACACUCGAUUGAAUAAAAUUCCUUUUCAGGCUCAGCGUGAUACGUAUCUCUUGCUCUCAAGGUUCAUUCUAUUUUACAAUAAAGCUGACAAAAUAGAUAGCUUCUUGAAACAAUGUCCUGCUUUCCCAACUGCUUUCCUAAUUGGUGGUUCAGCAGAUAUAUUUGUUACUGAACUCACUGAUCAGCUUCAAAAGCUAAAGGUGGAACCAGUGCUGCUUCAUUACCUUUCAGAAAUUAAGAUCCUUCAGGGUACUAUAUCAAUACAGAUGCAAUAUUUGGACAGGGAUCAUUAG
Sphenostylis stenocarpa is the source of this 1050-nucleotide messenger RNA. The record is from the annotation of a GenBank genome assembly. NCBI's taxonomy places the organism in Eukaryota, Viridiplantae, Streptophyta, Magnoliopsida, Fabales, Fabaceae.